Marchantia polymorpha subsp. ruderalis is the source of this 1682-nucleotide messenger RNA. NCBI's taxonomy places the organism in Eukaryota, Viridiplantae, Streptophyta, Marchantiopsida, Marchantiales, Marchantiaceae. The record is from the annotation of a GenBank genome assembly.
UAAACUGCAAGAGGGCACGGACGCCACGUUGCGCCGUUCUUCUGGAAGGGAGAUCGACAAGUGGAAUCGGGCAAAAUCGACAAUUCGAUGAUUCGACCGAAGCCGUGAAACAUUUUUCUGCUUGGCCGCACAUUUUGUCGUUUGAACGAGGAAGGUUUACCGAUGGGACAGAAAAUCAAAAGCCGGUCCCGAGAAAGAUUGGAAGAUAUUCAGUCGUUGAUCUGGCCUGGCGGGUCAGGUGCACUGAACCGAUGCGGAUGAGACGGCAUCGAUCGAAAAUGGGAAGGAUUUGUCAAAGUUGCAGAGGAAAUUUGAAUUUGUAAGCUCCUCUGAAUGGGCCCCAAGUCCGCAGACAAGAACCCCCCAAGACCUCAAACCUUUCGGACGAAUGUUGUCCCUUGAAAAGCUUGACCAGCCAGCCAUGCGGGAUCCAGGAUUGUUGCCCAAUUGAAGCGUUUUUCAGAUGCAGCAGGCAGGCAGGCACGCACGUGAGGUCAGCGCGCUUUACCAUCGUUCUCGGGUCUCGUUGACGGAGAUUCACGAGCGAUGGGCAGAAUAACAUCGUCUCACGACAAUUAGCUCAGAUUCCAAACCUAUGGAAGCAAUAAAAGUAGCUCCAAUGGCGAGCAGGCAACGAAUCUUUUCGGAUUCUUGCCCUGGUCCGAACACAAAACGAAUGGAAUUCAUCGACAUCUUGAGGCACGGGUCGUCGGGAAGCGUCCAGUGCCCAAUGGAAAUAGCAGCGAGAAGAGCGUUUUAGUUCGAGUUGCGGUCGAAGCUACACGUACAGCUGUCUUGAUCGAUGGCGAAAGUUUUGAGUACGUCGGCAUUUGUUUCAAUUUUAGGUCGAAGCAAAGAACCGCUUGCUCCAGCGAGAAAUACUUGCUAUCCUGGUCUUGGUACUGCUGGAAUCGCGAAGCUUGAGGCUGGAAGAUGGUCGAAAUGUGGGGUGAGUUGCAGUCGAACAGUCAGAACGAGAGUUGCGUCGAAAGACGAUUCAUCGCCGAGCUCCGCUUCCACACAGCUCGUGGAGCUUCCACGACAAGCGGUUGACAUCGUCCAGGACUUUUAUGAGCUCGUCAAUCAGCGAGAUUACGUGAGUGUCAGCAGCCUCUUUGCUGAAGACUGCUUUUAUGAAGAUUUCACAUUUCCAGAGCCUAUAAAGGGCAGAGAGGAAAUCUUGAAGUUUUUCGAGAAGGUAAUGACAUCUAUGGGACCUGAAUUGAAGUUUGCAAUCGACGACAUCACCAGAAAUGAUCCGGAUGCAGUGGGAGUCAUCUGGCAUCUAGAGCUUAAGGGAAAACAAUUUCCGUUUAGCAGAGGAUGCAGCUUCUAUCGCUGUGAAGUCAACAGCAGCGGCCAACGACAAAUUAAGUUUGCAAGGGAUAUCGUCGAGCCAGCAACCAAGCCUGGUGACCUCGCGAUGGGUGCAAUCAAGUUGGUGACUGGUCUCUUUGAAAGGUUUCCGAGCCUGUUGGAUCGAAUCUAGUAGAUACUUUGAAGAGAACUAUCAUACUGUUCUGCAACAGUGAUGAAAACACGAUCACUUCUUGUAAAGUAGGAUCUCGAAUGUAAAUUAAGGAUUAUUUUUCUGUAAAUUCUGUGAUCAUGUAGAUGAUUAUCUGUGCCAAAAUGUGUUCCCUAUCGUACUUCAAACCAAAGGCGAAUGAAAUAAUUUUGCG